UCUCUUACAUACUGGUUUAUUGCAUAUGCAAAUGUAUCAUUGAGUAAGUAACUUUGACAGUGUUGUGUUAGGACAACACCUAUAUCAACACACACACACACACACACACACACACACACACACACACACACACACACACACACACACACACACACACACACACAGAGAGAGCAUGUUCAGUCUUUGGAGGUGACUCACUCUCCAGAGGCUGACAUUGUUGCAUUCCACAUUCCACCGACAGUUACAAUGAGCUGUCGAUUGUUCCCCUCCGAGGCUGCUGAAAGCCUGCUCCUGUCCGUUUGUCGACAACAAUGGAAUUUGGAAAGAGUUAACCACAACAGCGGUGUGCGUUCAGCGUGGUUUUUCGUUACAGUAGUCGCCUUAUGGAGUAGUUGUUGCCCGGGUGAAUUCAGGAAGAGAAGGAAUGGUAUUUGUCUGCCGGUUGCUAUCACAUCCCCCCGGUUCAGUUGACAUUAGGAAGUAGAUGAGGAGGGAUGUGUGUGUAGGGGGGAGGGAAGGGAGGCUGUCUUGGUAAAUGGUUAUCUUAAGUGGGAACAAAUUUAGCCUGACUCGGUGACCCUCCAUCUGAUGAACGAGGGCUUUCUUUUUAAGUGACGCGACGCCAGCGGAAUGUCGCUGGCCGUCGCCAAAUGAUGGAGAGGAGUGAAGUGAGUACAGCUCAGCUCCGCAGUCAUGAGACAGCUUCUUGAAAUACGUUCAGGUCUCCAAUCCGCAAGAGACGGCACUUGUUUCCUGAAUUAGUAGGAAGGAGUUGCGCUGCCUCUGCGAGCAGCCAGAAUGUGUUUUUGUUCCAGGAGAAGGUUGAGGGAGGCUCUGGUUAUUCUCCACCGCUCAGCUGAGGCCAGAAUUGGACCGACUCACUCUUGGGCGCUGACGCAGGGUCACCAGCCAGGUCCCACUGUCACAUAUGAUUUCAUUCAUAAAGAGACCUGCCCAAAGAUCAGCAGUUUACUCCCCGAAUACAAGUCCAGUCUGUUUUCCUUCCAGUCAUCACAUCUCGAGUGACAACAGUUCAGAAUGCCCUCUGACCCCAGACACCCCGAACAGCGAGGUCAGAAUGUGCACCAGCAGCAGCCGCCUGGCCGCCCUGAAAAGACAGAACGACAUCGAGCUCAAGGUCAAACAGGGCGCCGAGAACAUGAUUCAGAUGUACUCCAAUGGGCCCUCCAAGGAUCGUAAGUUGCUAGCGACAGCCCAGCAGAUGCUUCAGGACAGCAAGACGAAGAUCGAGUUCAUCAGGAUGCAGAUCCUCAAGGCCAGCCAGGCCAGCGAGCUGAGCUUCGAGAGCAAUGAAGUGAUGGACAAACCCAUCAUCAGCCCGUUGGACCUGCGGGUGGAGGAGCUGUGUCACCACGCCAGGAUAGAGUCCGCCGUGGCCGAGGGAGCCAAGAACGUCAUGAAACUCCUGGGCACAGGAAAAGUCACAGAAAAGAGAGCACAUUCAGAGGCCCAGGCUCGUUUUAACGAGUCCAGCCAAAAGCUCGACCUCCUGCGAUAUUCCUUGGAGCAACGCCUCAACGAGUUGCCUAAAAACCACCCUCGCAGCAGCAGCAUCGUGGAAGAGCUGUCACUCCUGUCCACGCCAGUCCUCAGCCCAAGAUCCAGCAUCAUUUCCACACAGAACCAGUACAGCACCGUGACCAAGCCCGCUGCACUCACAGGCACGUUAGACGUCAGGCUCAUGGGCUGUCAGGACCUUCUGGAAAAUGUCCCAGGUCGUUCCAAAGCUGCAUCUGUCCCGCUGCCCGGCUGGAGCCCGAGCGAGAUACGCUCAUCCUUCAUUAGCAGAGCAAACCGAAACCGCAGUGUGAGCUCACGCAACGUGACAAAGAGUGAAGAGCUCUCCAAUGAGAUCAGUGCAGUUUUGAAGCUGGACAACACAGUAGUCGGCCAGACGAGCUGGAGGCCCGUCAGCAACCAGGCCUGGGACCAGAAGUUUACAUUGGAGCUGGACCGGUCUCGUGAGCUAGAGAUCUCAGUGUACUGGCGUGACUGGCGUUCGCUCUGCGCGGUCAAGUUCCUGCGGUUGGAGGACUUCCUGGACAACCAGCGCCACGGGAUGUGUCUGUACCUUGAACCACAGGGGAUGCUGUUUGCUGAGGUAACAUUUUUCAAUCCUGUCAUUGAGAGACGACCAAAGUUGCAAAGACAAAAGAAGAUUUUCUCAAAGCAGCAAGGUAAGACCUUCCUGCGAGCCCCUCAGAUGAACAUCAACAUCGCCACGUGGGGCCGCCUGGUGAGAAGAGCCAUACCGACCGUCAGCACUAACUCCUUCAGUCCGCAGGCAGCUGAGACUGGACCCAGCAGCCUGCCUGGUUCCCCCACACCCAGCAGUGACCCGCUGGUGACCAAGCUGGACUUUGACAAAGAGCCCACCCCAGGACCCAAGCACUACCCAGCACCCGACGACAUCCGGGAGCCACUGGUGCAGCAUAAGAUGCCUGACAAGGAGGAAGUACAGGAUGCUCUGGCCUCAUUUGACUUCCUGAACAAGAGAAACAGCAUAGCAGUGAAGGCGGACCUGGACGGAGUGGUGGAGCAGGAGAUCCAGCAUCCAGACCUGGAGCUCACUGCCAUCCAGAAAGACGCAGAUAUAAGGGAAGAAGAGCAGUUCCACUUCAGUCUCCAAGACUUCAAAUGCGUGGCAGUCCUCGGACGCGGCCACUUUGGAAAAGUGUUGUUAGCAGAAUAUAAAAGCACAGGAGAGAUGUUCGCCAUCAAAGCCCUGAAGAAAGGAGACAUUGUGGCUCGUGAUGAGGUGGACAGUCUGAUGUGUGAGAAGAGGAUCUUUGAAACGGUCAACAGCGUUCGCCACCCGUUCCUGGUCAACCUGUUUGCGUGUUUCCAGACGCAGGAGCACGUUUGUUUCGUCAUGGAGUACGCAGCAGGAGGCGACCUGAUGAUGCACAUUCAUGCUGAUGUUUUCUCUGAGCCCAGGGCCGUGUUUUAUGCGGCCUGCGUCGUAUUGGGAUUACAAUUCUUACAUGACCAUAAGAUUGUGUACAGGGAUUUGAAGCUGGAUAACCUGCUCCUUGAUACAGAGGGCUACGUGAAGAUCGCUGACUUUGGACUUUGCAAAGAAGGAAUGGGUUUCAGGGACCGCACCAGUACGUUCUGUGGCACACCUGAGUUUUUAGCUCCAGAGGUUUUGACUGAAACGUCGUACACCCGCGCUGUGGACUGGUGGGGGCUGGGCGUCCUCAUCUUUGAGAUGCUGGUUGGGGAGUCCCCCUUCCCCGGUGACGAUGAGGAGGAGGUGUUCGACAGCAUUGUCAACGAUGAAGUCCGCUACCCACGGUUCCUCUCGACCGAGGCCAUCUCCAUCAUGAGGAGGCUGUUGAGGAGAAGCCCAGAACGACGUCUGGGAGCAGGAGAAAGGGAUGCAGAGGAGGUUAAGAAACAUCUAUUCUUCAGGAACAUGGAUUGGAACGGACUGCUGGCGAAGAAGGUCAAGCCGCCGUUCGUGCCGACAAUCCAGGGCGCCAACGACGUCAGCAACUUCGACGAUGAAUUUACCUCAGAGGCGCCCAUCUUAACCCCACCGAGGGAACCCCGAAUGCUGAACUUGGAGGAGCAGAGCAUGUUCUCUGACUUUGAUUACAUUGCUGACUGGUGUUAGCUCACCUGACUUCCCCUCUACACACACACACACUCACACACACACAUACUCACACACACUCACACUCACACACACACACUGUGAACCAACAAGAACAGCAAUGACUGUAGCUCACAUCUGUUUUUCCUCUUCCCUGCCCAAAAUGUUGAGGGGGAGCAGCGAAACGUGGCUCCCCAGGCCUUCGGGCAAAACUCUGUGCCAUUGAGAAGAAAGUCCAGAAGCCUCCUGAGGACCCCUGCGUCUUUUUUUUUUUUUUUUUUUUUUUUAAAUCAACAUGAAGAACUUUUUUUAACAAAAAGAAAACAAAUGAAACUCUGUUGUUGGAGAAACUGAGUGAAGGAGGAGGGAUGCACACGUCGUGUUCGUUGUCUGACCACUGAGAAUGUUUUUCAUAUGAACUCCGAGAAGACGGCAACAUCACAAUCAUUUUAUUCAGUGUCACUGUCUUCCUUUUUUUUUUUUUUUUUUUUUUCUUUGAUCUGUACAGAUUAUAUUCAGUCGUAUAUUUUAUUGUCGUGUUUUUUUUCUUUCUUUCUUUGCAAAGCCCUCGCCAUAGCUUUAGGACUUUUAUCUCACUGUUAAAGUUUGACAUUUCUGCCAUGAUCAUGUCUGAAACUGGUGUUCAGUGAAAUUUGAAGUGCUUAAAGCAUCGUCACUGAACGGUCAACUACAACAAACAUCUUGACUACUACUGCUGCUUCUUGACUUGAAACCCAAGUUAGAGUCUUCACACUACAUUUCCCUUUGUGUAGGGGCCCAGUCUAUGUCUACAACCCAGUUUAACACUUUACGCACCCGAAGCUUGUAUGUCAGCAUACAAGAUACAUGAUAUUACUCUUUAGUAUAAAACAGCUCCAUCCAGUGUUACCAGCUACUUACUGUUAAAUGAAUUAAUAUUCACAGACCAUCACUUCAGUCUAUUUUAAUCCAUGUUUGGAAUUGAGUUGAUAAUUAAAAAUGUGUUUAGGCCACAUUAAAUAAUGCAAAACCUUAAAUAUUUUUUUCUUUCAGACGCUCUCUAGUGGUUUUGCAGCUUGAACUUCAGCUGAACUCAGACUCUGACCAGUGAAGUCAGACUUUGUGCUUCCAGUAUGAAAUGAAUUCAUCAGAGCUGAGUUCAGUUGGAUUUCAAUUCUGUAUUCUGGUUUGUUUUUUUUUUUAUUCACCUGACAGCAUUUUUCUCAUUACCUCAGUGAAAGUGAAAACGCUAAAGUGACUCGCACAGUUACAGCUACCGAAACCAAAUUCAUCCUGUCCCUCUAGAAGCCGCAGACAAAAAGCUCAUGAUUAUUAAAAAAGAAAAGGAACAAAAGAAUCAAAUCUGAACGAUGGUCUGACAGUGAAUCCAGUGAUUAAGCAAGAAUCCACAAGACAAGUGCUGAGUUAUUUGGGAACACUAAACAUUCAACUCAGUUACUUCAGGUCUUCCCUCUACCAGCUGAUGACUUUCUGUCAAUUUGCAUGUUCUAUAGAAAUUGACUCAAAUGUUUGCAGAGCUGUUGAUAUGAAUCACUACAGGGGAGGGCAGGGUAUAUUAUAUAUACAUACUGUAUGUACACAAGCUGAAAGCACUAAUUUUAUCAAUAGUUUUUAAUUAUCUACGUUUCUUAAUGAUGAAAAUAGAUUGUACAAAGUUUUUUUUUUUUUUUUUUUAUUCCUUGCUUGUGCAUGUUGUUGCCAGAACAGACAAGAACUUUACGGAUGGUACACCAACUCUCAAGUCACAACUGUCGCUCUUCAUCCCGGUGUAAAAAACAGAAAAGGCAUUUUUGCAGUCGUUUGUUACCUAUCAUGAAUGCACAAAUUAAACAUUUGUAAUAGUG
Messenger RNA from Thunnus maccoyii (southern bluefin tuna), 5463 nucleotides. RefSeq names its product protein kinase N2a (gene pkn2a). Bases 929 to 3640 code for a protein of 903 amino acids. The transcript is spliced from 21 exons. The record is from RefSeq and is a predicted model, not a curated record. Gene Ontology annotation, biological process: protein phosphorylation; signal transduction. NCBI's taxonomy places the organism in Eukaryota, Metazoa, Chordata, Actinopteri, Scombriformes, Scombridae. Gene Ontology annotation, molecular function: ATP binding; protein serine/threonine kinase activity; small GTPase binding.